AUGCCCAGGGAAUGGUCCGUAGGACGACUGGUUAUCGAAACUACCUUCUUUGCUGCCUCCCAGGCGAGUGUACCUGUCGCACUCUUCUACACCCUCCGAUAUGCCAUCUCCGCCCUCUCCACCUCCGGCUCCUCCGACUCUAACAAGAAGUCCAAGCAAAAAGGCCAAACCAUCCUGUCCAAGACCGGUCUGUCUGCCGCCCAGCUAGACGACCUCCAGCUGGACGAAUACGAAUCUACCAUCGCGGGCGAGAUCAUUCCGCCAUCAUCUAUCGAUGUGACGUUUGAAAGUAUAGGCGGGCUGGACGAGAUUAUCGCCAGUCUGAGGGAGACGGUCAUCUACCCCUUGACAUACCCGGAGCUGUUUGCUUCUGCGAAUGGGCUGCUGUCGGCGCCCAAGGGGGUGCUGCUGUAUGGACAUCCAGGGUGCGGGAAGACUAUGCUGGCAAAGGCGUUGGCAAAGGAGAGUGGGGCGACGUUUAUCAAUUUGCCAUUGUCUAGCUUGACGAACAAGUGGUUCGGAGAGUCGAACAAACUAGUCGCUGGGCUAUUCUCAUUAGCACGGAAAGUACAGCCAAGUAUAAUCUUCAUCGACGAGGUGGAUAGUUUGUUUCGGGAGAGGUCUUCGGGCGACCAUGAGGUGACAGGGAUGAUGAAAGCCGAAUUUAUGACAUUAUGGGACGGUCUGACAACCGCUUCUGACACCCGUAUUCUCGUCCUAGGCGCCACAAACCGCCCAAAUGACAUCGACCCCGCCAUUCUCCGUCGCAUGCCCAAGCGCUUCCCUAUCCGCCUUCCAAAUCUCGACCAACGUACCAAGAUCCUUUCCCUGAUGCUCAGCCACACCUCUCUUUCGCCCUCCUUCUCCAUCUCGGACCUUGCCCGGCGUACAGACGGGCUGAGCGGGUCGGAUCUGCGCGAGACGUGCCGAAAUGCAGCGAUGGCGCCGGUGAGGGAGGUGAUGCGGGAGAAGGGAGGCAAGGGGAAGGAGGGCCUUGAGCAAGCGAGAUUAGAGGGCUUUAAGCUCCGGCCGCUUGAAAUGAGAGACUUUAUCUUGCAUGAUUCACAUGCGUAUGCGCAUGUAGAUCCGAGCCGGAAAGCAGAACCUCUCAGUUAUGGCGAGCCGGUAGAUUGA
This is a messenger RNA of Dioszegia hungarica, 1134 nucleotides long. RefSeq names its product P-loop containing nucleoside triphosphate hydrolase protein. The record is from RefSeq and is a predicted model, not a curated record. Bases 1 to 1134 code for a protein of 377 amino acids. The transcript has 8 exons. Lineage: Eukaryota; Fungi; Basidiomycota; Tremellomycetes; Tremellales; Bulleribasidiaceae. Gene Ontology annotation, cellular component: mitochondrial outer membrane. Gene Ontology annotation, molecular function: ATP hydrolysis activity; ATP binding.